Phacochoerus africanus (Common warthog) is the source of this 2344-nucleotide messenger RNA. RefSeq names its product myocardial zonula adherens protein (gene MYZAP). Lineage: Eukaryota; Metazoa; Chordata; Mammalia; Artiodactyla; Suidae. The transcript is spliced from 13 exons. Gene Ontology annotation, biological process: maintenance of ER location; intracellular signal transduction. Bases 88 to 1488 code for a protein of 466 amino acids. The record is from RefSeq and is a predicted model, not a curated record. Gene Ontology annotation, cellular component: nuclear envelope; intracellular anatomical structure; RNA polymerase II, holoenzyme.
ACCCUCCCCUCCUGCAGCUGGGCGGGCCAGCGGGUUUAUUCCACCCGGGAGAAGCGCACACCAAGCCGCCACCAGCGCUGCUGCGGGAUGCUGCGCUCCACGUCCACAGUCACUCUGUUCUCAGGCGGCGGCUCCAGGACGCCAGGGGCGCCCAGCAGAAGGGCAAAUGUCUGCAGACUGCGGUUGACUGUCCCCCCGGAGAGUCCGGUGUCUGAGCCUAGUGAAAAGAAGCUGGAAAGAAAAGAGCAACAUCGUGACCUGAGCAAUGGAGAGCCCACCAGGAAACUCCCUCAUGGUGUGGUCUAUGGUGUGGUGCGGAGAUCAGAUCAAAACCAGCAGAAAGAAAUGGUGGUAUAUGGGUGGACCACCAAUCAGCUGAAGGAGGAGAUGAACUACAUCAAAGAUGUGAGAGCCACUUUGGAAAAAGUAAGGAAGAGAAUGUAUGGAGACUAUGAUGAAAUGAGACAGAAGAUUCGGCAGCUCACCCAGGAACUGUCAAUUUCACAGGCUCAGCAGGACUAUCUAGAAAAUCACAUCCAAACUCAGUCGUCAGCCCUGGACAGUUUUAAUGCCAUGAACUCGGCCUUGGCAUCAGACUCCAUCAGCCUGCAGAAAACCCUUGUGGAUGUUACUCUGGAGAAUAGCAGCAUUAAGGAUCAGAUCAGGAAUCUGCAGCAGACAUAUGAAGCCUCCAUGGACAAGCUGCGGGAAAAACAGAGGCAGUUAGAGGUGGCGCAAGUUGAAAACCAGCUGCUGAAAAUGAAGGUGGAAUCCUCCCAAGAAGCCAAUGCAGAGGUGAUGAGAGAGAUGACCAGGAAGCUGUACAGCCAGUAUGAAGAAAAGCUGCAUGAGGAGCAGCAGAGGCACAGUGCUGAGAAGGAGGCUCUCCUGGAAGAGACCAAUAAUUUUCUGAAAGCCAUUGAAGAAGCCAAUAAGAAGAUGCAAGCGGCAGAGAUUAGCCUGGAGGAGAAGGACCAGAGGAUCGGGGAGCUGGACAGGCUGAUUGAGCGCAUGGAGAAGGAACGCCAUCAGCUUCAACUCCAACUCCUGGAGCAUGAAACAGAAAUGUCAGCAGAAAUAACUGAUUCUGACAAAGAAAGGUAUCAGCAGCUGGAGGAGGCGUCAGCCAGCCUCCGGGAGCGGAUCAGACACCUAGAUGACAUGGUGCAUUGCCAGCAGAAGAAAGUCAAGCAGAUGGUCGAGGAGAUUGAAUCACUGAAGAAAAAGGUGCAGCAGAAACAGCUCUUAAUAUUGCAGCUUUUAGAGAAGAUAUCUUUCUUAGAAGGAGAGAAUAAUGAACUACAAAGCAGGCUGGACUAUUUAACAGAAACCCAGCCCAGGACUGAGGUGGAAACCAGAGAGAUUGGAGUGGGCUGUGAUCUCCUACCCAGCCAAACAGGUAGGACCCGUGAAAUUGCAAUGCCUUCCAGGAACUAUACCCCGUACACACGAGUCCUGGAAUUAACCAUGAAGAAAACGCUGACUUAAGCACUUGGAGACAUGCACUUUUCACAGAGGGACAAAGGCCCUGGAACCCUGCGGCAUGAAGUCUGGAAAGGGUGACGGUUGCUUCCUCCUCUAUACACUUUAAGCCCCAGUGGAAACUGCUGAGGUUCUGAUCCACUUCUAAAACAUGAAGGAAGGUGGAGGGGGAGGGCAAGAGAGAGGGCUGGUUUCAAGGUCGUAUUUCAAACAACUAACCUGUGUCCCCACUGUACUGGGCCGUCCUUAGCUUUCCAUGUAGACACUGAGUCGUGUUGGGAGAAUCCCCUCACAGUUUAUUUUGUUUUACUAGACUUCGGUUGGGAGGAAAAGGGCAUUAACCUGAAAUUUCAUGUUACUCAGGCCAGGAUCAUUUGUUACAGCAUGAAGGUUUUACUUACCCAUAAAAGUAUUACAGGCAGUGUUUCUCUGGUACAGGGAAGCCUGCCCACAGGGGCAUGGGCCUCUCCAGGGGGAGAAGUGACCCGGAAGGGCAGGUGCCCCAGCGCACAAGGGCAGGUGCUGAGGCCAGUGCAGGGGCGUGGGAGCCUUGAGUACAGCUGGGCCUCACCUGGGCAGACAUGCUUCAUUCUGAUGUACUAAUCCCUUGGUUUAAUUUGUGCCUUAUGCCUUUAUGGGGCCAGCUGAAAUCACUGUAUUUAUUGAACCUGUGAUUUUUUUUUUUUCUUUCUUUCUCACUUUAAUGGAGAGAAUUUUGUAUGUAUGUUGUGGAAAUUUAAUCACUUAAUGUUUUCAGUAUCAACUGGUGUUUUUGUUAAAGGAAUGAGUAAUUUGCUCAUGCAUGCUCUACUGAUAUAACUCAUGUCACGUAUGUUUAAUAAAUGCCAUAUAUUUUGUCCUA